Molecule: messenger RNA, 2413 nt
Organism: Condylostylus longicornis
Lineage: Eukaryota; Metazoa; Arthropoda; Insecta; Diptera; Dolichopodidae
Gene: ida
Product: anaphase-promoting complex subunit 5
Exons: 4
Coding region: 140-2413 (757 amino acids)
Biological process (GO): anaphase-promoting complex-dependent catabolic process; protein K11-linked ubiquitination; positive regulation of mitotic metaphase/anaphase transition
Cellular component (GO): anaphase-promoting complex
Source: RefSeq, a predicted model, not a curated record
UCAUAUAACACAACCGAAAAUUGUUUUAUCAAUGAUUUAUUAAUUUUACAAUAUUUUAUUUUUGUUUAAGUAUUGAAAGCAUAAAAAUUUUUAAUUAAAACGUCCUUCAUUAUAUUUGAAAACUGUAAUACCUAAAAUCAUGGUUCUUGAUUCCCAUACAAAAAGAGAGCUAGAAAUUCUGAACCCCGAUUCAAGUAAACCGCCUUUAGGUAGAAUAGAUGUUUUAACACCACACAAAAUAGCUGUUGUUCUACUUGUUCAACAAUAUUUGAAAGUUAAACAAAGUGUUGCUGAAAAUGCCGGUAGUGAUGGAAAAGGUUCAUUAUCUCCUCAUACAAGAAGAAGAUUUUGUAUGCUUUUGUUAAAAUUAAUUCAGUUUCCUGAUAUGAGUUAUAAAGAGUUACACAACAUGUUAACAUCAGCAAAAUAUAAAAUCGAUCCCAUACAAUUAGAAGGUUUUGAAAAAUGUAUGAGCGAAUUAAAUAUUCUAGGAAUAGAAAAUUUAUUAGAUUUAUUUGAUAUGCAAUCGGUAAUGGACAAACUAUUGUCAGAGGGAACCAGUGCCACACAUGUAAAUCAGUUUGCAAUUGUAGGAUUAUAUAUAAGGCGAAUUAUAGCUAUUUUAGAAAAAUUAACAUUCGCUGAAAUGAAAGCACUUUAUAAAAGUAUAAGCUUAUAUUAUGAAAAAGGAAUUAGAGCUCUAGCUAUUUCAGGAGCGGAUUCGAAUAUUGAAAGCCAAACAGAUCUUAAUAUAUCUGAUGAAAUUCUUGAUACAAACAUGGUUCAUAGAGAUCGUAAUAGUCAUAGUAAGUGGUCCUAUAAACAAGCAGAAUUGUUUAUAGCGCAACAAUGUUUACUUUUGGAAAAUAAUGAACUAAGAGCGUUGUCACCAAUUGACUUACAUAGUAAACUUAAUGAAAUUAUCCAAGAUAAUCCUUUAUUUUCUCAAGCAUACUUUUUGUCAUAUAUGAAUUAUUUGCGCCUUCAUGAUUAUUUUAGUUCUCUGGAUGCUCUAUAUCGAACAUUCGAUCGAAAUCCAGUUCAAAAUAAUAAUACACCAGAUCAACGUGGAUUUGAAUAUUCCAGUUUAAAUCUGGCAAUAAUGCAUGCCAGUUUUGAUCAUAAAACUGAAGCUUUGAAAAGUUUAAAAGAAUGUAUUAUGCUAGCGCAAGAAUACGGGGAUAAACAAUGUUUAGAUUUAGCAAAUGCUUGGUAUUGCAUUUUGAAUUCAGAAAAUAUUGAUCCAUUAGAUAAAUGUUUACCAGAUCAGAAUGAUUUGGGAAUGAUUGAAUUACUUACUCUAAGUAUUCAAUUUGUAGUAAAGGUUGCGGCGAACUGCGGGUAUCGUCCUUCAGAUCUUUUUCAAAUGCUAUUGAAAAGUGAUAAAAUAAAUUGUCGAAAUUCAUUGAUCGAAUAUAUUGGCAGUUCUCUGGCAAUACGUUCAGCUCUAUGGACGUUAUAUGGUAAAAAUGAAAUAGCUUCAAUUUGCUCUCAACUUCUAUUAAAACUUAAAAAAACCUGGAUAUUUGGGGAUUAUGGAAAUAGUGAAAGUGUCUGUAAAGUCUUAUGUUCUUUAGCUUUAUGGUUGAGUGAGCAGGGAGAAUAUAAUUUAUCUGCAGUAGUUCUCCAUCAUACUAAAGAAAGAUUUCCAAGAACCCCUUUAGCAAAUAAUUGGAUGUUAUGUGACAACUAUAUUACAAUUACACAAUGUGUGCACAGAUGCCUUUGGCAAGAAGGUAUGACAGCCUGUUGUCAAUUAUAUAUAUUUGACAAUAAAUUAAGUAUAUUACAACGAGCUUCAAUUUAUAUCACUAAGCGAAAUGUUGCGAUAGCCAGAUUAAUUCUUGAUAAACUAUUAGAAGAUCAAAAUUUAGAUUCUUUAACAAAAGUUCGAGCUUCAAUAUUAUUGGCAUAUAGUAUGAUCAAUCCUGAUGGUAUAUCAGCUCAAACUAUUGAUAUUUUAGGUGAAGCUUCAAAAAUAAGUAAAGAUGAGUAUUUAGAGUAUGAAGCGGCUAUUAUUGACAUGAUGUUUGCCUAUAUUUUAUUAGAGAAUGGUAUGUCACAAAAAGCUUUUUGUACCAUUCGCAAUUGCAUGGAAGUUAUUUUGGCAAACGGUGGAAUAUAUGAUAAAGCAAAAACGUAUUUUGUAUUUAUUAAAUGUCUGGUUGCGUCUGCAGCAACAAUAGAAGAGAAAAUUCAAAAUAUUAAUGAUUCCAUGAGUAUAAUUCAAACUAUUAUUAAAUAUUUUAAAAAACUAGAAAAUCAUACAAAAAUUUUAGAUGUUUACAGUUACUUAGCUCAUACUUUUCAUAGUUUAAAUUUAAUUCCCGAAAGAAAUAAAUACGCUUGUAAAUUUAGACAAUACCAAAAUGAGUGUAAUAUACCUGCUGAAUAUUUAAAUGUGUUCUUCUAA